Molecule: messenger RNA, 3868 nt
Organism: Vidua macroura (Pin-tailed whydah)
Lineage: Eukaryota; Metazoa; Chordata; Aves; Passeriformes; Viduidae
Product: polyunsaturated fatty acid lipoxygenase ALOX15B-like
Exons: 15
Coding region: 56-2380 (774 amino acids)
Biological process (GO): linoleic acid metabolic process; lipid oxidation
Molecular function (GO): metal ion binding; protein binding; oxidoreductase activity, acting on single donors with incorporation of molecular oxygen, incorporation of two atoms of oxygen
Source: RefSeq, a predicted model, not a curated record
GGCCCCGCGGCGAUUGGCUCCGCCCCGCGUCAAUCACCGUGAGGGCGCCGCCGCCAUGGCCGCGUACCGGCUGCGGGUCCGCACCGGAGCCGCUCCCGGCGCCGGCACCAGCGACGCCAUCGCCGUGACGCUGCUGGGGAGCCGCGGCCGCAGCGCCAGGACCCCGCUGGACCGCUGGGGACCCGACUUCCACUGCGGCGCGGUGACAGAGUACCAGGUGUGCGCGCCCCGCCCCCUGGGCCGCCUCCUCCUGCUCCAGGUGCACAAGGGGCCCUGCGGGGGCCUCCCCGAGAGCUCCUGGUACCUGGAGAGCGUCACCGUGUGGGGACAGCGCGGGGACACCGGGGACACCCCCGGGGACACCCCCGGGGACAGCGGGGACAGCGAGGACAGCGCUGGGGACAGCGAGGACAGCGAGGAGGACGAGGAGGAGGAUGAGGAGGAGGAAGGUGACAGCGAGGAGGAGGAGGUGACGGAGGAGGAGGAGGAGGAAGGGACAGGUGACACCGAGGGGACAGGUGACACCGAGGGGACAGGUGACAGCGAGGAGGAGGAGGAGGAGGAGGAGGAGCUGGAGGAGGAGGAGGAGCCCGAGGACAGCGAGGGUGACGUCGGCGCUGCCACGGCAGGUGACCCCGAUGACGUCGCUCACCUGGGGCCCUUCCACUUCCCCUGCUACCGCUGGCUCGAGGGCUACGGCACCUGGGAGCUGCCCGAGGGCACAGCCACCACGCCGGCCAUGGAGCGCCACCCGCGGCUGCAGCGGCAGCGCCGCCGACACCUGGUGCAGCAACGGCGGCGCUACAGGCUGGCCCCGUUUGCCCCCGGCCUGCCCUGGGCGCUGCCCCUGGGGACGCCGCUGGAGCCCGACCUGAGCUACUCGCUGGCCAAGGCCUCGGCCUUCUACCUGCGGGGCAGCGCCGCGAACCUGGAGGCCAAGCUCCGCGGGUUCCUGGCCCGGCCCAGCUCGUGGCCCAGCGUGGAGGCCAUGAGCCGCGUGUUCCGCAGCUUCCACACGCCCGUCACCGAGUACGUGCUGCGGCACUGGCAGGAGGACGCGUUUUUCGGGGAGCAGUUCCUGAGCGGGGUGAACCCCGUCCUGCUGCGCCGCUGCCGCCGCCUGCCCCCCAACUUCCCCGUCAGCGAGGCCAUGGUGGCCCCGAGCCUCGGCCCCGGCACCUCCCUGCGCCGCGAGAUGGAGGCAGGGAACAUCUACCUGGCCGAUUAUGGGGUGCUGCAGGGGCUCCCCACGGCGCUCAUCGACGGCCGCCCCACCUUCGUGGCCGCCCCGCUCUGCCUGCUGCACCAGCGCCCCGACGGGGACCUGCUGCCCCUCGCCAUCCAGCUCUCCCAGGAGCCAGGCCCCGCUGCGCCGGUGUUCGUGCCGCAGGACCCGCCGUGGCUCUGGGCGCUGGCCAAGGCCUGGGUGCGCAGCGCCGAGUUCCAGGUGCACGAGGGGCUGACGCACCUGCUGCGGGCUCACCUGCUGGGAGAGGUGUUCGCCCUGGCCACGCUGCGCCAGCUGCCCCCCCAGCACCCCCUCUUCAAGCUCCUCGUGCCCCACACCCGCUUCACGGUGCAGAUCGGGGUCCUCGCCCGGCGCUUCCUGCUCAACCCCGGGGGGGUCUUCGACCGGGCGGUGGCGCUGGGCAGGCGGGGGCUGCUGGCGCUGGUGGCGCGGGGGCUGCGGGCGCUGCGCUGGCGCUCGCUGGUGCUGCCGCGGGACCUGCGACACCGCGGGGUGGCGGCCACCAAGCGCCACCACUUCGGCUGCGACGCCACCAAGGUGUGGCGGGCCAUCCGCAGGUUUGUGUCCCAGCUCCUGGCUCUCUAUUACCCGUCCGACGGCGCCGUCCGGGAGGACCCCGAGCUCCAGGCCUGGGUGGGAGAAAUCUUCACCAGGGGCUUCCUGGGCAGGAGGAGCUCAGGGGUGCCCUCCCGCCUGGACUCCGUGCGCGGCCUCGUCACCUUCGUCACCACGGUCAUCUACACCUGCUCCGCCCACCACGCGGCCACCAACAGCGGCCAGUUUGAGCUGUCGGCGUUCCCCCCGAACGCCCCCGCCGCCAUGCGGGAGCCCCCUCCCCGCUCCAAGGCCGCGCUGAGCGAGCAGGAUUUCCUGGCGGCGCUGCCGGCCAUGAACACCACGGCCACGGUGCUGGCCGUGCUCUGGGUGCUGAGGAACGAGCCCAUGGACAUGCGCCCGCUCGGGCACUACCCCGACCGUCACUUCACCGAGGCUCCCGCCCGGCGCCUGAUCCGGCGCUUCCGGCGCCGCCUGCGCCGAAUCUCCCGGGAGAUCCGGGCCCGGAACGCGACGCUGGAGAGACCCUACCCCUACCUGGACCCCGAGAACAUCGAGAACAGCGUGGCCAUCUGAGAAACAACCAAAAACAGCCCAAAAACAGCCCAAAACAGCCCAAAAAUAGCCCAAAAACAGCCCCAAAACAGCCAAAAAACAGCCCAAAAACAGCCCCAAAAACAGCCCAAAAACAGCCCCAAAAACAGCCAAAAAACAGCCCAAAAACAGCCCAAAAAACAGCCCAAAAACAGACCAAAAACAGCCCAAAAAACAGCCCAAAAACAGACCAAAAACAGCCCAAAAACAGCCCCAAAACAGCCCCAAAAAUACCCAAAACCAGACCAAAAACAGCUGAAAAAUAUCCCCAAAAUUAUCCCCAAAAAUGCCCCUACCUGGACCCCGAGAACAUCGAGAACAGCGUGGCCAUCUGAAACACAACCAAAAUACCCCAAAAAACAGCCAAAAAUAUCACAAAAUAAUCCCAAAUAAUCCCCAAAAUAUCCCAAAACCAGCCCAAAAAUAUCCCUAAAAAUAUGCCAAAAACACACAAAAAUUAUCCCAAAAAAUAUCUCAAAAUACCCCAAAAUACCCAAAAAAAUACCCCAAAAUAGCCCAAAAUAUCCCAAAAAAACCCAAAAUCCCCCAAAAUUGACCCCAGGCUCGAGACCAGCGUGGCCACAUUGGGGGGGAGGUUCCCAGUAUGGCACUGGUCUGAACUGGGAGCCGUUACUGGUCUGAACUGGGAGCUGUUACUGGUCUGAACUGGGGGCUGUUACUGGUUUGUACUGGUGUGUACUGGGGGCUGUUACUGGUUUAUACUGGGAGCUGUUACUGGUCUGUACUGGUCUGUACUGGUGUGCACUGGGGGCUGUUACUGGUUUGUACUGGGAGCUGUGACCGGUGUGUACUGGGGGCUGUUACUGGUCUGAACUGGGAGCUGUUACUGGUUUAUACUGGGAGCCAUGACCGCUGUGUACUGGUCUGAACUGGUGUGUACUGGGAGCUGUUACUGGUCUAUACUGGGGGCUGUUACUGGUCUGUACUGGGAGCUGUUACUGGUCUAUACUGGGAGCUGUUACUGGUCUGUACUGGGAGCUGUUACUGGUGUGUACUGGUUUAUACUGGGAGCUGUUACUGGUCUAUACUGGGAGCUGUUACUGGUCUGUACUGGGAGCUGUUACUGGUCUAUACUGGGAGCUGUUACUGGUCUGUACUGGGAGCUGUUACUGGUGUGUACUGGUUUAUACUGGGAGCUGUUACUGGUCUGUACUGGGAGCUGUUACUGGUCUGUACUGGGAGCUGUUACUGGUGUGUACUGGUUUAUACUGGGAGCUGUUACUGGUCUAUACUGGGAGCUGUUACUGGUCUGUACUGGGAGCUGUUACUGGUGUGUACUGGUCUGUACUGGGAGCUGUUACUGGUCUGUACUGGGAGCUGUUACUGGUCUAUACUGGGAGCUGUUACUGGUCUGUACUGGGAGCUGUUACUGGUGUGUACUGGUUUAUACUGGGAGCUGUUACUGGUUUAUACUGGAGCCUUACUGGUGUCAAUAAAGGUGUCGCUGGA